Molecule: messenger RNA, 2368 nt
Organism: Alligator sinensis (Chinese alligator)
Lineage: Eukaryota; Metazoa; Chordata; Crocodylia; Alligatoridae
Gene: PCCA
Product: propionyl-CoA carboxylase subunit alpha
Exons: 23
Coding region: 144-2078 (644 amino acids)
Cellular component (GO): mitochondrion
Molecular function (GO): metal ion binding; ATP binding; propionyl-CoA carboxylase activity
Source: RefSeq, a predicted model, not a curated record
UUGUACUUCAUUCAAGAUGGUGCCUUAUAACUUCCCGUUCAUUGUAUUCAGCUAUAUAUGAUCCAAAUGAGAAGACCUUUGAGAAACUCCUCAUUGCCAACAGAGGAGAGAUUGCUUGCAGGGUCAUCAAAACAUGCAAGAAGAUGGGCAUUAAAACAGUUGCUGUGCACAGUGAUGUUGAUUCCAGUGCUGUGCAUGUGAAAAUGGCGGAUGAAGCUGUCUGUGUUGGCCCAGCUCCCACCAGCAAAAGCUACCUCAACAUGGAUGCCAUCAUGGAAGUCAUUAAGAAAACCAGGGCCCAAGCUGUCCACCCAGGAUAUGGAUUUCUUUCAGAAAACAAAGAAUUUGCUAGGCGUCUGGAAUUGGAUGGUAUCACCUUCAUUGGACCUGACACGCAUGCUAUUCAAGCUAUGGGAGACAAGAUUGAAAGCAAAUUGUUAGCCAAGAAUGCAAAGGUCAACACAAUCCCUGGUUUUGAUGGGGUAGUCAAGGAUGCAGAUGAAGCUGUCAGAAUUGCAAGGGAAAUUGGCUACCCUGUCAUGAUCAAGGCCUCAGCAGGUGGUGGCGGGAAAGGCAUGAGAAUCGCUUGGGAUGAUGAAGAGACCAGGGAAGGUUUUAGGUUUUCUUCUCAAGAAGCAGCUUCAAGUUUUGGUGAUGAUCGACUGUUGAUAGAAAAGUUCAUUGAUAACCCUCGCCACAUAGAAAUCCAGGUUUUGGGAGAUAAGCAUGGCAAUGCGUUGUGGCUGAAUGAGAGAGAGUGUUCCAUUCAAAGAAGAAAUCAAAAAGUUGUGGAAGAGGCACCAAGCACUUUUCUGGAUCCUGAAACUCGAAGAGCAAUGGGAGAACAAGCAGUAGCUCUUGCCAAAGCAGUAAAAUAUUCCUCUGCUGGAACAGUAGAAUUCCUUGUGGAUUCCAAGAAGAAUUUUUACUUCUUGGAAAUGAACACUAGACUUCAGGUUGAACAUCCCGUAACAGAAUGCAUUACCGGGCUGGACCUAGUCCAAGAAAUGAUCCGUGUUGCUAAGGGUUACCCUCUCAGGCACAAACAAGCUGAUAUUCCCAUCAAUGGCUGGGCAGUUGAAUGUCGAGUUUAUGCUGAGGAUCCCUAUAAAUCUUUUGGCCUGCCAUCUAUUGGUAAACUGUCGCAGUACCAAGAACCAUUGCAUGUGCCCAAUGUACGUGUUGACAGCGGCAUACAGCAAGGAAGUGAUAUUAGCAUUUAUUAUGAUCCCAUGAUCUCAAAACUAGUUACUUAUGGCUCUAAUAGAGCUGAAGCAUUGCAAAGAAUGGAAGAGGCUCUGGACAAUUACGUAAUUCGAGGUGUGACUCAUAAUAUUGCUUUGCUGCGAGAAGUGAUAAUCCAUCCAUGCUUUGUUCAGGGCGAUAUCAGCACUAAAUUUCUUCCAGAAGUCUAUCCUGAUGGCUUUAAAGGACACAAAUUGACAGAUCUUGAAAAAAGGGAGCUACUAGCAACAGCAGCAUCUUUGUAUGUGGCUGAACAACGGAGAUCACAGCAAUUUCUAGGGACUCCAAGAAUUUCUAUUGAUAAAUCAAAUGUGAGUAGCUGGGAGCUGUUUGUACAUCUGGGAGAUGCAACUCACUCUGCUACAGUUUCAAAGACUGGUUCAACCUUCUCUGUGGAAGUUGAUGGGACGAAACUAAACGUGACCAGUGAAUGGAACCUGGCUUCACCCUUAUUGCCUGUCACUAUUGAUGGCACUCCGAGGACUAUGCAGUGCCUUUCUCGAGAUGCAGCAGGAAACAUAAGCAUUCAGUUUCUAGGCACAGUGUACAAGUUAAGAAUACUGACCCAGCUUGCUGCAGAGUUGAGUAAGUACAUGCCAGAGAAAGCAGAGGAGGACACGACUAGCAUUUUGAGAUCACCGAUGCCUGGAGCAGUGGUGGCUGUUUCUGUCAAGCCCGGUGACAUGGUCUCAGAAGGUCAAGAGAUUUGUGUGAUCGAAGCUAUGAAAAUGCAGAACAGUCUGGUUGCUGCUAAAACUGGCAAGGUGAAAAUUGUGCACUGUAAGGCUGGUGAGACAGUUGGAGAAGGAGAUCUGCUGGUGGAACUGGAAUGAAACACAUUUCUUUCACGUCUUCAUCCAGGUCAAUGAACUCUUUAUGUCUAUCUAUCGGGAAUAUAAAACGAAGGCAAUAUUAUGUGGAAAUCUGAAAGACAGAUGUUUCCAGGCAGCAGAUUUUGCAGUUGUAUUUAUUGCAUAAAUGGAAGAUGACCCAUGCAGCUAUCAAAACUGACAACAGAUCUCAGAUUUUUACUUGUAUACAUAGAUACUUGUACAUAAGAUUUGUAACUGUCUUCUGAUUUUCAAUAUCCAAUAAAUUUCAAUAAAAAAAAUCAGUAUUUCUU